This is a messenger RNA of Cladophialophora immunda, 1074 nucleotides long. RefSeq lists its product as uncharacterized. NCBI's taxonomy places the organism in Eukaryota, Fungi, Ascomycota, Eurotiomycetes, Chaetothyriales, Herpotrichiellaceae. The record is from RefSeq and is a predicted model, not a curated record. The coding region runs from base 1 to 1074 and encodes 357 amino acids. The transcript is spliced from 2 exons.
AUGAGCUCGACGAUCUCGAGGAGUCUGGCGGGCCGGAAGGCACGCCGCAGACGUUCGAGAGUACAUUCGCUGGCGAUCGACGGCAAUGACUGUAUGCGUCAAGACAACAUAGUCGUCGAGAUCCCAACAUCGACGGCACGCGCGGCUACAAUGACCUCGUCAAGUGAUCCGAUUCCUAGCCUCGGUCAACACGUGGACUUUCGUCAGCGCUUCGAGGAGGAGAUUAACACGUUCGCAACGAGCCUCGUACAUCGCGAGCCCAAAUACGUCCCUUCACACCAAGAGGAUGCACUGGCCAUGGCCAGAAUCGAUUCCAGCUGCGAAACGGCGAUCGAUCAUUGGAUGCUGGCACAGUCGUUUGGUUGCGUCAAGGCAACAGAUUUGACGGAAGGCGCAAUCGAACUUUGCCAGCUUCUUGUCGGAGUGGACGGCUGCGAGGAGACUAGAAAGGUUCUCGAGACUCUCUCUGCGCAUGAGAGUGUUUCCCCGAAAAAUUUUCUCCGUGGAUUAUGCGCUGGAGCUAUCACGCGAUGGGUAUAUCUGGACACUAAGCCACAGCUCCCAUCCGUCUGCCAAUAUCCGCAGUCGGAUGUUUUGAGAUCGGUUCUGGCUGCUACACCGAAUAUAUAUCGGAGGCUUGUCGACGCUAUGACCUUGGAAUAUCUUGAGAGACAUUUUGCAACAACUAUCCCAGCCUUGUCGAAAGAAUUGACAAAGAGGCUCCAUACCAUUCUCACGAACUUCAGAGGUCUAAAGUCGGCAAACACCCUGACAGAUCUAUCCGACCACAUCAAUAACUUUCGUGUCUGGGAACGUUACAUGGCGGAUGCUUUUGAGGGGGCAUUGAGACUACGAUUGAAUCAUCUUCGCAGCCCCAUGAAAUACAACUACACUUUCCCGUCCAGCGGCCAACCAUUCGUGGAAGACAAGAUGAUAUCUCUAUACUCGGAAGCGAGCAGACGGCGACCCCAUCAAGUUUGGCUCUGCCUGAGUCCUCUGAUUGAAAGCUGGAACGAGAGUAUGGACUCCUCAUCCCACGUGAUAAUAUCUCCGGCGAGGGUGAUCUCAUCGUGA